Messenger RNA from Notothenia coriiceps (black rockcod), 1669 nucleotides. It is a transcript of the gene chmp5a, whose product is annotated as charged multivesicular body protein 5a. The record is from RefSeq and is a predicted model, not a curated record. The coding region runs from base 103 to 765 and encodes 220 amino acids. Lineage: Eukaryota; Metazoa; Chordata; Actinopteri; Perciformes; Nototheniidae. The transcript is spliced from 8 exons. Gene Ontology annotation, cellular component: multivesicular body. Gene Ontology annotation, biological process: late endosome to vacuole transport via multivesicular body sorting pathway; vesicle budding from membrane.
CGUCUGAACCGUUACUUCCGGGUGUAAGUCCGUUUUCAUUUGAUGAUUCUUUGUAUUUCAUCUAAAUAAAGCUACGAAAUAAAGCUACAAAACGUUUAGAAAAUGAACCGAAUAUUUGGACGUGGAAAGCCGAAGUCGCCUACUCCAAAUCUGUCGGACUGUAUCGGAAAUGUUGAUGCAAGAUCAGAGUCCAUAGAGAAGAAGAUUGGCAGACUAGACGUUGAGCUUGUGAAGUACAAAGAUCAGAUGAAGAAGAUGAGAGACGGGCCCUCGAAGAACAUGGUCAAACAGAAGGCUUUGAGAGUCCUGAAGCAGAAGAGAAUGUAUGAAGGUCAAAGAGAGCAGCUGGCUCAGCAGUCUUUCAACAUGGAGCAGACAAACUACACCAUCCAGACAUUAAAGGACACCAAAACAACCGUGGAGGCCAUGAAGAUCGGUGCAAAGGAAAUGAAAAGAGCUUACCAGGACGUCAAAGUUGAUCAAAUCGAUGAUCUACAGGACCAACUGGGGGACAUGAUGGAGGAUGCCAGCGAGGUCCAAGAGGCGCUGAGCCGCAGCUACGGCACUCCAGAUAUAGACGAGGAUGAUCUUGAAGCAGAGCUGGACGCGCUGGGCGACGAGCUGCUGCUGGACGACGACAGCUCGUACCUGGAGGAUGCCUCGGCCUCCCCAUCCAUCCCCGAGGGAAUGCCCAGCGACGCCAAGAAAAACAAGGACGGCGUUCUGGUGGAUGAGUUCGGCCUGCCACAGAUUCCUGCCUCGUAAACAAGGGAUGGAUUAAAGCAACUGCACUUCAACUGAAAACACUUUUAUAAGAGUAACAUUUAUACAUGCAAAAGGUUUGACCUGAGAACAUUACAAUUUUGAAGCCAUCCGUGUAUUGGGUUGUGUAUUUUUAACACUACCGUGCUAGCAUGUGGCCUUGUGUGACCUUUUUUUAAAAACAUGAUUCCCCUUUCGUUUGUUUUCGUCCUCCUGUCUAGCACUUAUCCAUCAGUCUCGUCCAUCACCAGUAUUACCAAGCUCAUUUUUAUUUGUCUCAAUUGUGUUCUUGUUUUGUGUGUUGUUCGGUCAUCACUGUUAUGUUUUAGUUUUGUCUUGCAAGUGGAGAUUAUUCUAUUAUUUUAAACAUGCAAAUUAAAUUAUGUGUUUUAACUUACCACUGCAUUCUUUGGUUAAUUAUUUUUCAACCAGGACACCAAAUCAUUGCAUUUAACAUCUUUAAGUCACUGUGAAGAUGCGAGGCACUUGUAUACAUAUUAAAGUGCUUUUUCCUUUAUAAAUACGCUACUCAAGUACAGAUUUUAGGUACCUGUACUUUACCGAAGUAUUUCCAUUUUAUAACACUUUAUACUUCUACUCUAUUACAUUUUGGAACCAAAUGUUGUAUCUACUCCACUGUAUUUAUUUUACAGAUGUAUUUACUAGUUUCUUAUAAAUCCAGAUUUUGACACACUAUACUUCGGAAAAACAUUAUUUGGUAUAGAUUAAUCCAUCCAGUAUUAUAUUUAAGUGACUAGAAAAAGAGAUGUCUAUAAACAUAAAGCCAACCAUAUUACAGAGAGACAUUACAAACAACUUUGUACAUACUUUCCUAAAAAGGUCUCUUUUUGAUGUUAACUCAAUGUGUAAAAAUGUUGAAAACGUCUUAAUCCAAUUCUCUAUUAUU